AUGUCUCCAACCCUUUGUACUUCUCUGCUCAGCUCACUGCUCCUCAUGCUGCUGACUGUGCUGUCAGCCAGCACUUCUGCCCAAGGAAAGGUGAUCAAGCCUGGGCUCAAGCCAGAGAGCCUCUUCAAGCAAGCAUCUAUGGGAUGUCUGACCCCAAAAGACUCAAAAUUCCCCCAAACUGUGAGAGUCAACAUAAACAUCAGCAACACAAACCAGGACACCAAAAUGGGUUUUGAUGUCAGCAAUCGCUCUCUGGCUCCCUGGGAUUACAGCAUUGAUGAGGACCACAACCGUUUCCCCCGAGUGAUCGCCGAUGCCAAGUGCCGCCACUCCAGGUGUGUGAAUUCGGAUGGGCAGCUGGACCACAGUGUCAACUCUGUCCCCAUCAGACAGGAGAUUCUCAUCCUCCGGAGGGAGCAGAAGGGCUGCCAACAAUCAUACAGACUGGAGAAGAAAAUAAUCACUGUGGGCUGCACAUGUGUCACUCCCUUGAUCCGACACCAGGCUUGA
Acanthisitta chloris (rifleman) is the source of this 510-nucleotide messenger RNA. It is a transcript of the gene IL17A, whose product is annotated as interleukin 17A. Gene Ontology annotation, biological process: inflammatory response. Gene Ontology annotation, molecular function: cytokine activity. Bases 1 to 510 code for a protein of 169 amino acids. The record is from RefSeq and is a predicted model, not a curated record. Lineage: Eukaryota; Metazoa; Chordata; Aves; Passeriformes; Acanthisittidae. The transcript has 4 exons. Gene Ontology annotation, cellular component: extracellular region.